Messenger RNA from Diplodia corticola, 720 nucleotides. Its product is annotated as trna (uracil-5-)-methyltransferase trm9. Bases 1 to 720 code for a protein of 239 amino acids. Gene Ontology annotation, biological process: tRNA wobble uridine modification. Gene Ontology annotation, molecular function: S-adenosylmethionine-dependent methyltransferase activity; tRNA binding. The transcript has 3 exons. Lineage: Eukaryota; Fungi; Ascomycota; Dothideomycetes; Botryosphaeriales; Botryosphaeriaceae. The record is from RefSeq and is a predicted model, not a curated record. Gene Ontology annotation, cellular component: cytoplasm; nucleus.
AUGUCCGCCCACCGCGACAGCGUCGCCUACGAGGACGAGCACGUCCACCAAGUCUACGAGCAGAUCGCCAGCCACUUCUCCUCCACCCGCUACAAGCCAUGGCCCAUUGUCGAGCGCUUCCUAACCGGCCUGCCUGAUGGCGCAGUCGGUCUUGACAUUGGUUGCGGCAACGGCAAGUACCUGGCCGUCAACCCGAACGUGUACAUUGUAGCUUCCGACCGUUCCACCAACCUCGCCAAGAUAGCCACAAGGCACCAGCCGCACAGCGCCAUUGUCGCCGACACCCUAAGCCUGCCUCAUCCCCCGGCGGCCUUCGAUUUCGCCAUAUCCAUCGCCGUCAUCCAUCACCUUUCCACACCAGAGCGACGUGUCGAAGCUACAAGGGCUAUUCUAGAACAAUUGAAGGCUGACGGAAGAGCUCUGGUAUAUGUCUGGGCACUCGAGCAGAAGGACAGCCGGAGGGGCUGGGACGAGGGCCACGAGCAAGACGUUAUGGUGCCUUGGGUUAUGAACAAGAACCAACCGAAGAGAAAGAAGGGCGCCGCUCCCGAGCAGACGGAUGCUGUCCCGGCCGAAGCCCCCCAGACAUUUCACAGAUAUUAUCACCUCUACCGAAAGGGCGAACUGGAGCACGACAUCGAGUUGGCUGGAGGAGAUAUCGUUGAAGCUGGAUACGAGAAGGACAAUUGGUGGGCCAUCAUGAAACCCAAGGCUUCAUAG